AUGCAGUCGUACUACACCAAGCUUCUGGGGGAGCUCAACGAGCAACGCAAGAGGGACUUCUUCUGCGACUGCAGCAUUAUCGUGGAGGGGAGGAUCUUCAAAGCGCACAAAAACAUUUUGUUCGCCAACAGCGGCUAUUUCCGAGCGCUGCUGAUUCACUACAUCCAAGACAGCGGACGCCACAGCACCGCCUCUCUGGACAUCGUCACCUCGGAGGCCUUCUCCAUCAUCCUAGACUUCCUUUAUUCCGGGAAGCUAGAUCUCUGCGGGGAAAAUGUUAUCGAGGUGAUGUCUGCGGCUAGCUAUUUGCAGAUGACCGAUGUGGUCAACUUCUGCAAAACAUAUAUAAGGUCGUCGUUAGAUAUUUGCAGGAAAAUAGAGAGAGAAGCCGCUUUCUAUCAGGCUGAUAGCGGGAGCGCUAGCUCUGCGAGAGAGGGCACCUCGUACGGCUCAAAGAGCCAGUGCUCUGCCUCUGUCUCUUCCCUGCAGGAAAAGGAAAGGAUUUUGGAUUGCCAGAGAGAUCCUCCCUGCGGUGAGUGCAGCAGCUGCCAUCCCCUGGAGCUUGUGGUCAGAGACCCCACGAGCAGCGACUCUCCAGACGAUGCCAAUUCUUCGCUGCCCAAGGGGGUGGAACCCAAAGUAGAGUUUGACUCGGACGAAGUAGAGGUAGAAGUGGGUGAACGGCUGGCCGAGUAUCCGACUCCGGUGUCCCUUGAGCAGAUGGAAGAGGGGCUGCACGGCGGGCAGGCGAUGGACCUGGCCUGCAAUAACUAUCACAUGAAACAAUUCCUAGAGGCCCUGUUGCGCAACAGCUCAGCUCAGAGAAAGGAUGAUGUGGUUCAUCACUUUGUCCGGGGCUUUGAGGGUAGGCCAGAGGAUGCAGGGGUAGCCAUGAGUUCCAUGAUGGACAUUCACAGCGACUGGUAUGGUGAGGACACAGGUGAUGUGUUAGUUGUGCCAAUCAAGCUUCACAAAUGUCCGUUCUGUCCCUACACGGCUAAACAGAAAGGAAUACUAAAACGGCACAUUCGCUCUCACACAGGCGAGAGACCAUAUCCCUGUGAGACGUGCGGGAAACGUUUCACUCGGCAGGAACACCUUCGGAGUCACGCUUUAAGUGUGCAUCGAUCGAACAAGCCGAUUAUCUGUAAAGGUUGCAGGAGAACGUUCACGAGUAGCCUGUCUCAAGGAUUACGACGCUUUGGCUUGUGCGACAGCUGCACUUGCGUGACCACUACACACGAGGACUCGAUGCCCAUUAACCUCAGCCUAAUGGAACCUUCAUCAGAAGGCCAAGAGAAGGGGGAUGCGGAUAACGAUUGGCCCAUAUAUGUGGAGUCUGGAGAGGAGAACGAUCCCGCUGAUGAUGAUGAUGCCGAUGGUGAUGACAAGCAGGAAAUCCACAGGAGCUUGUCAGACCGAGAAACACUUAUGUAG
Molecule: messenger RNA, 1437 nt
Organism: Balearica regulorum gibbericeps (East African grey crowned-crane)
Lineage: Eukaryota; Metazoa; Chordata; Aves; Gruiformes; Gruidae
Gene: ZBTB8B
Product: zinc finger and BTB domain containing 8B
Biological process (GO): regulation of transcription by RNA polymerase II
Molecular function (GO): protein binding; RNA polymerase II cis-regulatory region sequence-specific DNA binding; DNA-binding transcription factor activity, RNA polymerase II-specific
Source: RefSeq, a predicted model, not a curated record